This is a messenger RNA of Symbiodinium natans, 4311 nucleotides long. The record is from the annotation of a GenBank genome assembly. NCBI's taxonomy places the organism in Eukaryota, Dinophyceae, Suessiales, Symbiodiniaceae.
AUGGCGAGCCUCACGUGCAAUGAGCAGGGAGCGCUGCGCUUGUUUCGGCAGGCGUACCAGGACACUGGCAUUGAUGUGUGCGUACUCACAGCAGGCGGAGCAGACCUAUGGGAAUGCCAGACAUCCGGCUUUCUGUUCUGGAGCUGGACUUACAUGGUGAACACUGUCAGCAACCCUCGUCUGCUGCCGGCGAGCGAAGUGGCACGGCAAGGAGGGCUCCGGCUCAAGGCACAAGACCUGGAGAGCUUGGUGUGCAGCUUCCUUGUCUACCUGAAGCGCGAGUCUGGCGACCGCUGGGGUAGCCUCCCUGUGGCCCUGGUGGCCGACGAGUUCAGGACAUGGCUGGUGGGAGGCCCGCGCCUAAAGCCGGGAAGGGUGCCUUUGUGCGCACGCGAAUGGGCGGAUGGGCAAUUGCGAGAUGACCUCAUCUCGCGAAUCCGCCUGGCUCGUCACUUGCACGACUCCUGCUUGCACGUGCAGCUGCCCGUGGCGGGUUUCGAUCAGAAUCGCUUCAAGAACUUGAUGUGGCACCUCGAAUCGCAGCUGCGCGAGAUUCUGGACUUCGCAGACAAGCACCAGAGGCAGCACACCUUCACCGAAAGAAUGCAGCGGCUGGCACGGAAGCUGAAGGAGGUGGUCUCCAAAGGCCUACACUUCAGCUACCAUGUUUUCCAGCCCCGGCAGACUGAUGGGGGCUUCGCCCCCAGCGCUUUCCUUCAGAGCCCUGAGGAGCAAGGCUUUCGUCGCACGGUGUUCGGUCGACUGCUGACCGAGUUCCUGAACGACGCCUGCGUCCGUGAAGCCCUGGACCUGCCACAUCUACAAGUCGCCAAGCCAUAUUUUCCCGUGUUGGAGAGUAGCUUCCAGGCCUUGGAAAUGCGCGUACCACAUGCGCCCCAUACGCCAGACACGCCACACAUGCCGUUGCUGGACUCAAGCUGCUCUGCCGCCGGUGCUCCGUCCUCGGUAGUCUCAGCAGAGGACGUUUUAGUGCUAAGCGCGAGCCCUUCGGCGGACCCGCAUGCACCUCUGGGCAGCGAGGCUGGCCAUUGCCAGCACCUGCGCCUCUGCGUGGAGGAUGGAGGCCUUGCAGACACGAAAGUCUGCGGUUUAGGUUCCGAGCAGAUGCACAAAGUGGCACUGCACAUCGGCCGACUCCUGACAGCCCUCUCGGCGAUGAGCCGAUGCUGCUGCUUCUUCUCCAGGCAGGCCGACAUGUUCACAGGGUUUGGGAGGCUCUUCCUGACGGAUGCGAGCGUGAAGGGCAUGUUCGACAACUUCCUGGACCUGCUGCGCAGCAGCUCGAAAAGUGCCAGCGCCGAGCUUGCGGCGCUCACGGCUGCAGCCGAGCUGGCUUACAACAAGGUGACAGUCAAUGCGUCGAGGCCUCCACGAGGUCAUCAGUCAACCUGGGUCCAGAACUACCAGUUUGCUCAGGCGCACCUACAAGCGGGCGCAGCGGCCCUCUUGGAGGUGAGCGACUUAGAGCAGGAAGUCCGGCAGGAGCUCGAGAGCCUGAGCUACUUGGAAGUCGUACAGGAGAUGCAGAACACGGCCCACUUCGUGCAAGCUUUGUGGAACCAGUCCCUCAAAGACUUCCAUGGCUGGCGCGACUUCCAGCCCCAGAUCGUCGGCGCCCCUGCGCAGGCUGCGUUGCGAUCUGGGCUGGUCGAGGACCCGCCGGCGGCCAGGAACAUCAUGACCAUCGAGGACUUCAUCCACGAGUCGCGGCCCCUUGCCCAACGAGCCUACUCGCAACUCGCAGACUCGACGCGCGAGUCCAACCCCAACUUGGAGCCGAAGUUCGACCGGCGGAAGAUUAACAUCGCAGUGGUCGGGCAGCUGAAGGCAUGCAAGACGAGCCUGCUGAACAUGCUCCUCAUGAGCGAGCAGCCAGGCGUAAGGCUCAGGCAGCCUUUCAACCUGCUGCCUGUGGGCAACAAUUCGAAGACCCACAGCUUGUGGCGCAUCUCAGCCAACGACCGGAAUGUCAUCUCCGCAAGUGUCCGAAACAAGGCAGGGCAGAACUUGAGAUCGGGGGCCGAACCCCCCCUGGACCUGGAUGCACUGAGGAACAUGCUGCCAGACCUCCAGAAGCUGGCUUCCAAGCAUGGCGCCUGCACCAUCGUGAUCAAGCUGCCGAAGCUGUCCACCUUUCUGGACACUGACGGCGCGUCCCACACGUGGGAGAGGCCAGCCAUCUUGGACUAUGCCGACCUUUGGGACACGCCGGGGCUCGGGGACACCACCUCCGGCCUCGAUUGUGAUGCUGCGGUAGCCCGGCUCCUCGAAAAUGAGGCGUGCGUGUUCCUGUGGUGCAUGCCCUACAGCCAAGGAGCCCCGAGCACGGCGUGCUGUGACCUCAUCUUCAGUCUGGCGGAGCGGGCCCCCGGGUGCAUCCUGCCCGUGGUGACCAAGGUCUCCGAGGCCGAGAAGACGGUUGCUGAAGGAGCUUGGCAACUUCCUCCCAGCUCCUGUGAGUUGCUACAGUCCUAUGCCAUACAGGCAAGCGAGGCGAAACAUGCAUUGGACCUUGCGGAAGCCGCCAAUCAGUCAGCUGCCGCUGAUCGAGCACGUGAAGAUCAGGUCCCGAAGUCGUCAAUUGACCAGCUUUACGACUCGGUUCGCCCCCUGGUGAAUGUCAACAAGCCCUAUGACCAGCACGUGCACCUGGACAACAAGCGGCGCAACUUAGAGGAAGCACUGCAACACUACCACUACGCCAUGGACAUCGACGACCUUUGCUCCAAGAUCCGCCUGAUGGUGCCGAAUUCGGUCGUGGCCUUUGCAGGCUUAGGGCCAUGUGCCCGCGCCACGGAGCAAGACCAAAACUUGCUCAAAGCCCUUACCAACGUGCUCAAGUCAGAGUUCAAGCAGAACUCAGAGGCCUACCAAACCCUGGCGGAGCUCGCGCGGCUGGAGUCCACGGUGGCCUCCGCGCUUGCCAAGAUCUACAAUGUCGUCAUGCCGCACGCCCUCCUCGACCAGGCGACGGCCAUCAAGCAUGUCAUUGAUGACGCCUGCGCUGAGUACGAGCGGGAGCGCACGAGAAUCUUCGAGGACCUGGAGGCAGGCCUUGUGGGGGUGAUCCAGCAGGCGCAUAGCCAGGUGAUCGCCGAGCAGGGGUUCAAGGAGUUUCUCGAGGGCCGCCCGGCCUACCUCCAAAAGCUACUGGACGCCUCCAUGGCCAAGCUCCGCCACUACGCCGACCGUGAGGUCACCCUGCAGAACAACCUGCUGGGCCAGGUGGCUGCAGAGACCUGUCGCUGGCUCCGCCAGCACUUUCCAGGGCAGCAUGGAUGCCUGGGGAAAAACGUUGAGGUCACGGUGAGCAAGGCGGAGCUGGAACUCCUCGUGUCCAGCCUCGGCACCACCAGGAACUACGACGACCUGGAGCUGAAGAUGGACCUGGUUCUGGGCGGCCAGAAGCUCCCGGAAUACAGCAUCCUACGCCUCUACCAGACGCCAGGGGAGGAUGCUCGAAUUUUACAUGGCCGAAAUCAUUUGGAGCAGCUUGCGCAGCUUUGGAAUUGGUCCACCCAUCCUGAAAUGCGACUUCACAUCGACACGUGGAUGGCGCAGGAUGUGGGCAACAUCGUGACCAAGCCGGGUCUCGACGACUUCACCAUGGUGGGGCAUCCCGUCGCCUUGAUGGGUGGGCUCACUGGCUCCACGCUGACGAUCGGCCGCUGGAUCAUGAUGCUGCAGGGGGUGGAGUUGACGAACCCAGCCGGGUGGCUGAUCUUCUUCGGCGUGAGUGUGGCGGCGAUGACCGCGCACAUGACCUGGACGCACGAUGAAGCGCAGCAGCACUUGGCCAGUCAGCUGCACAGACAGGUGGUGGAAGCCAAGUCAGAUACUGCGGCCUCGACCAGAAUGCUGAAGUCCACGAUGCACGGCCGGUGCGGCCAAGUUGUGCGAGGGUUCCUCUCGCGCCUUGUUGGGGAUCCUCAGGCGCAGAGAUCACUUGAUGCCCGGGAGAGCCAGAUGGCUGGGGAGCUUCAGCGCUACCGAGAACAGGUUCACCAGCUACUGGAGGAUCAGGUGGCCGAGCUCAUGCUCGAGAGAAGCCGCAGCAAGAUCCAGUCUCGGAGCUACUGCUCCAAGCGCGCUUUGGGUCCCGGAUCCUCACGUGCCAGGGAGGUGUCUGAGAUUCCGGACUCUCCGGUGAUGCUGAUCCGGUCGUCGGAUGGCCGACUGGAGGUGGUCAACGUGGCCAACGCGGGCUCCUGCGGAGAGAGGAUGAACCUCGACCCUCUGGACCUGCCACCAGUGAAGUGCUGGUGCCUGGACUUUCUGCGGCACGCCUAG